Porites evermanni is the source of this 6497-nucleotide messenger RNA. NCBI's taxonomy places the organism in Eukaryota, Metazoa, Cnidaria, Anthozoa, Scleractinia, Poritidae. The record is from the annotation of a GenBank genome assembly.
AUGGUGAAGGCAUGGUUUAUGGACUCCUCAGAUGAAGAUCAGAGGCUUCCUCAUCAACUUGAUCCGCCUCAGCCAGUGUCCUUAGAAGAUUUGGAGAACUGUGGCGUGCUGUACUGGAAGGUGAGUAGCUCGGAUCACGCGAACUGAAUGCUCGUCACGUAUCACAGACUGGCUGCAUAAUUUGCAUGAUUUCUAUAGCAAUUAUAUGGGCUUUAGAACAUGCAAACUGCUAAAUUAAGGAUUUCGGUGUAAUAUUCUGCUACUGAUAACGGUGUAGGACUUUAGAAGUACCCUUAAUUCACAAAAUCCCUUCUACUCCUUGUUAUCUUCGCGCCAUAUCAAUUUUAGCUGGAAAUUAUCCGCAGUUUUUUUAAAGCAUAUACGGAGUAUAAGAUCAUGAUUAACAAAUUUGUAGCUAUGACUUAUGGAUUCCUUUUUAGAUUGAUGGGCAUUGCCUUAGGUAGUUUAUUAUUAUUUAUUUUUUGUUUAUUUGUUUUGGUUCAAAUUGAGUUGUUUUCCUUUGUUUUGGGGGAGUUUAAUGCUUGUUUGAAACAACAAGGAAGAAAUUAAGCCAAGGCUAAAAUGUAAUUCAACCACAACUAGACUGAGAAGACAGCCAAGAUUUUGUGGGACCAAAACUGGUAUCCCUGCAUGAUGUCUACGUUGCCAUACCAACGGCAAAUCACUACAUUUACUCAGAUCUGCAUAGUGCUUCUGAUUGGUUGAAGCAAAAUUUCCCCUGCUAGUACCUAGCCUGCGCCACAGACGAAACUAACCUCUGGUUAAGUCUGCCUGUGAAACAGCGCCAAGAUUGGCCUGUUAACCCUUUAAGCCCCAGUAUCCAAAUACAAACUCUCCAGACUGAUCUCCAUACAUUUCCUGCAAGAAUUGGUUAAGAGAAUUUGAUAGCAGAUCAAAGCUUUUCCCAUCAGGUGAUUAUUUUAUUGAUUCUCACAACAUUUUCCAUUGAUUAUGUAUUGAUUUUGUUGGGAGAAAAUUGACUUUGGUCACUCUUGAGGGUUAAAAAUGUCAUUGUUGAUAUGCCAAUCAAGAUCAAAGGAAAUUCCAAAUGUUGUUCUGGUAAUUCAUCAAAUCUGUUGGUGGCCCAGAACAGGGAUAUCGGCGCUGCUUCGCAGAUGUAACCCACAGGUUGAAUCAUGUCUGCGAUGCAGGCUAACGGGUACCCUGAUCUAAUUAGUAGUAUCAUCAGUAUGGAAUUUCUGUGCGCAUUCCUCAAACGUUAUUUCAUGAUGAAACCAGUGUUAGCAUUGCAAAAUGUUGGCUGUUUUCUUAAGCUAAACCACAACAGAUACAACAAUGUUACAACCAAUCAAUUAUGUACAAUGUGAAAUAACUUUGUGGUUGUUACAUGUACCUUAAUAGUUGGAUGCUGAUAACUUUGACCCUACCCGAUGGCGGCACAUACCUGUAUGGCUUAUAUAAGGUAGUACCCCCCCCCCCCCCCGGGCCCAAGCAAAAAAAAAUAACAGACAUUUGACUAAAAUAAACUCCCGCUAUUACAGACUCUCGCUAAUGAAGACACUACCUCGUGGUGUCUACAGUGUCUGCUUUAAUGAGAGUUGAUUGUAUUCCGUAACAUGUUGAGUUUAUAUUACGCUUAGAGAAUAGACGUUUUGGCUUUUUUAGGUGACUCUUUAGACUUUGUGGGUAAGCCGGGGCAUGUACGAGGCGAGCGCGGAGCACGAGUCACACCUUCGCGCGCGACUCGCGAUUGCUUCCGCUCGCGCUUGAUCCGGAACACGAGAAAGUAAUCAACGCCUGUUCGCUGCAGCGGACGACAAUGUAGGUUGAAUAGCUCGUACUUAGCACGUCUUCUAUUUAUUUCGAUGCUCAAGGAAAAGGGGGCGAGCAGGGAAAAGAAAAGCAUCUUCAUGAUCGUUCAAGAACAAUAAAUUCUUGAGUUAAGAAAUCUGGAACCCCUAUACAUAUAAGGCAUUGUAAUAUAAGUAAGUGCCUUUAGGAUCGGGAUUAGCCGUAAAUAAUAGUCGGGAUUAGCCCAGAUUUAGGGAAAAUUAACGGUUGGGAUGGCGAGUUUGAAAAACCCUGUUAGCGGAUGUCGUGUUGAUGGGCUUAUUCUAUUUUGCGAAAGUUUAUUUUCACGUGGUAUGAUCACCUUGAAGAAUUAUAUAGACCAUUGAUUUUCAGCAAAAGAGAAUCUCUUGUUUUCAGUCAUUUUUCUUUCAUUUCGGUCUGGCUCAACCGGCGCCUCUCAGAGUGGUAGCUCAUCAUGAUCAGCACGAAAACCUUACGGGUAAAAUCAUCAUAAGAUGAUCGGCAUUAUUGCGUAACCUUCAAAUUAUAAGGAUUUUAAUGGGGGAGGGGUGGGAGAAGAUAGUUUCUGUAACCUGGUAACCUACGAACGUAAAGGAAUUUUUAUAAAAACGAAAAUCAAUUAGACUUACGUUAAUUGUGUGCUUCUUUUUUCCUGUGUGGUCCCCGAGCCUAUAAAUGGCCAUUUUAUGGUUUUUUUGAGCCGUUGCCAGCCCAUUUUUACGCUUGGGUAACCUGUGGUAAAUAAGGGGAACGUGUUACAUUUCGCGUGUUUCCAGGCCCCUUGAGAAUUUUGCAAUCGCUAUAUUUUCUCUUGUCUCUUUGCAGAGUUUUUUGGCGAUUAAUUCGUUUUGACGUGAGUAGUACUAUUUUCUUCGAGAUAUUAUUUUUAGGCUUUUUCGGAGCGUUAGUUGUUGUCUCCUGAAUGAUCGCAGCAAGCCAAUAUCUGUUGUCAGAAGUUACCCUAAACAUGUUCGCUAUCGUAAACAGGUUAAAAUGGUGAAGGCAUGGUUUAUGGACUCCUCAGAUGAAGAUCAGAGACUUCCUCAUCAACUUGAUCCGCCUCAGCCAGUGUCCUUAGAAGAUUUGCAGAACUGUGGCGUGCUGUACUGGAAGGUGAGUGGCUCAGAUCACGCGAACUGAAUGCUCGUCACGUAUGACAGACUGACUGCACAAUGUGCAUGAUUUCAAAAGCAAUUAUAUGGGCUUUAGAACAUGCAAACUGCUAAAUUAUGGAUUUCGGUGUAGUAUUCUACUACUGAUAACGGUGGAAGACUUUAAAAGUACUCUUGAUUCACAAAAUCCCCUCUAUUCUUUGUUAUCUUCGCGCCAUAUCAAUUUUAGCUGGAAAUUCUCUUCAGUUUAUUUUAGGCAGACACAUGGUAUAAGAUCAUGACUAACAAAUUUGUAGCUAUGACUUAUGGCUUCCUUUUUAGAUUGAUGGGAAGUGCCCUAGGUAGUUUAUUAUUAUUUAUUUUUUGUUUAUUUGUUUUGGUUCAAAUUGAUUUGUUUUCCUUUGUUUUGGGCGAGUUUAAUGCUCGUUGAAACAACAGGGAAGAAAUUAAGCCAAGGAUAAAAUGUAAUUCAACCACAACUAGACUGAGAAGACAGCCAAGAUUUUGUGGGACCAAAACUGGUAUCCCUGCAUGAUGUCUGAGUUGCCAUACCAACGGCAAAUCACUACAUGUACUCAGAUCUGCAUAGUGCUUCUGAUUGGUUGAAGUAAAAUUUUCCCUACUAGUACCUAGCCUGCGCCACAGACGAAACUAACCUCUGGUUAAGUCUGCCUGUGAAACAGCGCCAAGAUUGGCCUGUUAACCCUUUAAGCCCCAAGAUCCAAAUACAAACUCUCCAGACUGAUCUCCGUACAUUUCCUGCAAGAAUUGGUUAAGAGAAUUUGAUAGCAGAUCAAAGCUUUUCCCAUCAGGUGAUUAUUUUUUUGAUUCUCCCAACAUUUUCCAUUGAUUUUGUUGGGAGAAAAUUGACUUUGGUCACUGUUGGGACUUAAAGGGUUGAAAAUGUCAUUGUUGAUUUGCCAAUCAAGAAAUUCCAAAUGUUGUUCUGGUAAUUCAUCAAAUCCGUUGGUGGCCCAGAACAAGGAUAUCGGCGCUGCUUCGCAGAUGUUACCCACAGAGGUUAAAUUAUGUCUGCGAUGCUGGCUAACUGGUACCCUGAUCUAAUUAGUAGUAUCAUCAGUAUGGAAUUUCCUUGCACAUUCCCCAAACGUUAUUUCAUGAGGAAACCAGUGGUAGCAUUACAAAAUGUUGGCUGUUUUCUUAAGCUAAACCACAACAGAUACAACAAUGUUACAACCAAUCAAUUAUGUACAAUGUGAAAUAACUUUGUGGUUGUUACAUGUACCUUAAUAGUUGGAUGCUGAUAACUUUGAGAAAGAAGGUAAACUUGCAGAGAUUCGUGCUCAAAGAGGCUACACUUACAGUGACUGCAUUACAUGUACUCCUGAAAAACUACCAAACUAUGAGCAGAAGGUUUGUAAAGCCAGUUAAUGGACAUACACAUAAUAAAGGCUGGUCAGAGUCAUCAGCAGAGUCAUAAGGUUGCUUAUAACUGACACUUGUGACCUAGUUAAAAAACAAAUGGUGCCAUAAGGAGAGUCAUCAAUGAGACAUGUAUGUAAUCAGAGUUUGAGGAAUUAAAACAUUUUCAUCUUCUUCCAACUCUGCUUUUGAAUCUGUCACUUAUGAUCUAAUGAAAACCCGAUUGUUGGGCUUGGAAGCAGAAGUGGAAGGAUAAACCAUUUGAAAACAGUUCUUGCUAAUUAAAGUGUUUCAAAAUGAAAACUGCAGACUUGUAAGGCCAUUUGUGAAAAUGUUCGUUAUGAAGUGGAAAUGUCAGUAAGGACUUUUGGAAAAAAAAAAAAAAAAAAAAAAUAGAUAAAUAAAAUUACAGUGGGUUAUUAGCUAUUUACAUACUAGACAAUGAUGACAACGAUUAAUUUUUCUCCAAGUACAUGUACCAUUUGAUUUCUUUUCCUUGAGACUACUUUGCUCCAAUCCCCACUCCAAUUUUUUGGUAGUCUGGAUCAACCAUUUUUUUAGAUAGCAGCAGGAGCCUUUGCGGAGAAGAGAGGGGGCAAAAAACAGUUUGUUACUCUUAAUGUUGUGACUAAAACCCUGACAUUCAACUUGUUAAGUGAAGUGGCCAGUCAGCUGCCCACUACAUGUACAUUGUAUGUGUUACAGGUCAAAAUUGAAAUCAGGUCAAACCUAGGUCAACCUAAUAAGGUUGAUCUCGAUUUCCUGGUCUCCUAGCCCUAAUUAUCCGUGAACUACCUACUGUAGGUUUAAAAAAAAAUAUAAAAAAAACCUAACUCGAAUUUAAUUUGGACCUGCAGCAUAUAGGUUGAAAAUGUAGGUUUUGUAAUUUGAUCUAAAAAGAAUCAGUUUUAAAAUGAACUUAAGGUUUCUUUCAUUGUUUUCCUUAGAUCAAGAUGUUCUUUGAAGAGCAUCUUCAUUCAGAUGAGGAAAUCAGAUUCAUUAUGGAUGGUAGUGGAUAUUUUGACAUCAGGAAUUAUGAAGACAAGUGGGUCCGCAUUUUUGUAGAAAAGGGUGAUUUGAUUGUUCUUCCAGCUGGAAUUUAUCAUCGCUUCACGUUGGAUGAUAAGGUCAGGAUUGUUUGAGUGUUAUCCUUCAAUUUUGUUUCAUUUUUUUUUCUUGUAUACAGUCAAACAUCCAUUAAGUAGUCACCUACAAGUGGCCAGCCUUCAUUAGGCAGCUAAAGUGAUCAAAGUCCUGAAAUACUUUUAGAAAAGAAUGGAAAAUUAAACCUCUGUUAAGUAGCCACCAUCAAGUGGCCACGGCGACCUUUUGGCUGUCCCAAUGAGAGUUUUCCGAUUGUUGUUUUCCCAUUGUUGUCACCUCUAUUAAGAGGCCAUCAAACACUUGAUACAUUUCACCUGAUGACAUACGGUCACGUGACUACCAAAAUUUCUUGGAUGCAUAGAUAACCAAAUGUUCUUACCCAUAGUGCUAAGCUGUGUGUGAAAGACCCACUAUGAAAAGUUGCUUUGCCCUGGGUAGCAUGGCUUGGCAGGUGACUCUUCUACCCAGGAUGACUUUUAUCUAAAUAAACAGGGCCUAAUAAUUAUCACUCGUCAUUUCCUUGCCUGACUCCAAGACAAAGGAAGAAAGACUAUGGACCAAAGAUAAAAGUGCAUGUCUCAUAGAACCAAACUUACAGAAUAAUUUCUACGUCUAAAACACAGACACUUCUUGCCCCUUGUAAGGGAUUCCAAGACAGUCUUGGAUUCUGGAUUCUAUGCCUUGAAUUCCAGAAUCCAGGUACUUGAUUCCAGUCUUUGUCAGUUGUACUUGGAUUCUGUAUUCCUUGGGCUGUAUUCCGUAUUUUAAAGCCCGGGAUCCCAGAUUCCAUGGGCAAAAAUAUCAUGGAUUCCAGAUUCCACUACCAAAAGUUUCCCAGAUUCUGGAAUCUGGAUUCCUUAGAUGGGGGACAUUUCUGAAACAUGAAAACUUGGCUUUUUCUCUUUGGUAUCCGUAUUCAGCAAACAUAUUUUGAUGGUUAUUCCUUGAUUUCUUUUCUUUUUAAUGUAGAAUUACAUCAAAGCCAUGAGGCUGUUUGUUGGUGAACCAGUGUGGACGCCUCACAACAGGCCAUCUGAUGGCCAUCCAUCACGUGUGCAAUAUGUUAAGCAGAUGGAGGGUGGGAAGUUCUCCCUAUCAACAUAA